CGACAGAGACGUAGUCGAUCCAAAUCUCGAAAAUGCAAGUUUAUUUUGCUCUCCUUUGCUUCAAACUGGGUCUGCUGAUGAGAGCUUCUUUUGGAGAGGCAGAAAUUCCGCCAUUCAAAGAUCAAUGCCUGAAAUGGCACAACGUGUACCGUGAAAAACACCAGGUUGAUCCCGUGACGUGGAGUGACACUCUUGCCAGUGGCGCCGAAAGUUGGGCAAACUAUUUAGCGCAAAACAAUCUGUUUAAACAUGCGUCUGGUCUUCAAGUUGGCGAGAAUCUGUAUCUCUCUGGUUCCCCUUCACCUGAAGAGCCUUGCACUUCGGCUACUCAAGCUUUCUACGGAGAAAUCAAAGAUUAUGAUUUUAAAAAGCCUGGGUUCUCCAUGGAUACUGGACACUUCACUCAGGUUGUUUGGAAGGACUCCAAACAGAUCGGAGCCGCUCAGCAAGUAAGGAGAGAUGGAAGGCUUGUUGUGGUGAUUCGCUAUAAUCCCCCAGGAAACUUCAAUACAGACGGAGCUUUCGCUGCAAAUGUUUUGCCUGCCCGACUUGAUAAUGGAUCCGGAGUUUGUGAUGUGCGUUCUUCUUCGGUUUUCACGGCUUAUCUGGUUGCUCUUGGACUUAUUUUCAACUUCCUCUAUUGAUGUAUUUAUUUGAGUAACACUUUGAUCAAGGAGUUUCCAUCU
Messenger RNA from Pocillopora verrucosa, 686 nucleotides. Its product is annotated as Golgi-associated plant pathogenesis-related protein 1. Lineage: Eukaryota; Metazoa; Cnidaria; Anthozoa; Scleractinia; Pocilloporidae. Gene Ontology annotation, cellular component: extracellular region. The record is from RefSeq and is a predicted model, not a curated record.